CAUGUGAACCCGCGAAGUUCGCGAACGGAACGUUGCCAGCUCGUCAGACAAAUCUAACAAAAAGUAAACCAUUUUACACAGUUCCAGGUACAAGUCCUGUUAUGAGAAAUUGUCUUGGGGGAACUGCGGUGAAUGCCAUUUUUAUUUUCGCUACACGCGUUUUGAUAUUGCCGCACUAGUGGGCGUCUACCAAACAUGGACCGCGGACAAGAGACUCGGGUUGGAAACGACGAUACUUCGAAUAAUGAAAAAGAAACAAAAUCUGAAACAGAAGUUCUUAAAGACAAAUUGGACAUCGGGAAUGAAUCGCAUGUAAACGGGGAGCUAAGACAUAGGAAAAACAAAAAUCAGUCUCUUAAAAGUUGCGGCAGCAAAAAACCGCCAGUGAAAAAGAGCAUCAAACAGAUUCUUUCGGAGAAAGCGCGGCAAUCGAAGGAAGGCUCAAAUUUUUCAUGGUUGCGAGAUAUUUUUAGUGGUAAUGUUUCCCCCGCUGGUGACGAGAAAGAGGCACGGCUAAUGUCUCUCUGUAAUCUUCUUGCGUUCACUGCUAUUGUUUUUCUGACGGUGGCUACAAGAUACUACUCCAUAACUGAACCUGACUGGGUUUGCUGGGAUGAAACACACUUUGGGAAGCAUGCUAACUUCUAUAUCAAGGGGGAAUUCUUUUUUGAUGUCCACCCUCCCCUGGCUAAGAUGCUUAUAGCACUGUCUGGUUAUCUGACUGGGUACAAUGGUACAUUUCCAUUUGACAAGCCUGGGGACCUUUACGGGGAGAAUAAUUAUCUUGGCAUGCGACUGCUAUGUGUCACAAUGGGCUCUCUGUGCGUUCCUCUGGCAUACUUGAUAGUAUGGGAAUUGACCAAGUCCACAGCGGCCUCAUUACUGGCUUCUUCUAUGAUACUUUUUGAUAAUGGUUGUGUGACGAUAUCCCAGUACAUCUUGCUGGAUCCUAUUCUGAUGUUCUAUAUCAUGUUGUCUGCAUUUUGUCUUACAAAGUUCCAAUCUUGCAAAAAUAGUUUUAAUACUCCCAGCUGGUGGUUCUGGAUGUUUGCUACCGGCGUCUCAUUAGCCUGCGCCUUUAGCUGUAAGUGGGUUGGCCUGUUUGUGAUCCUUUGGGCAGGAAUCACCACGGUGAUGGAUCUAUGGGAAUUGCUGGGCGACCUGAGCUUGUCACUGUUUGAGAUAUCCAAGCAGUUCAUUGCUAGAGUCCUUGGUCUGAUCAUACUCCCCAUCAUGGUUUAUCUGUUCUGGUUUUCAGUACACUUCAAGAUGUUACCAAACACUGGCCCCGGUGAUGGAUUUUUUAGUUCCGCCUUCCAGUCCACUCUAAAAGGAAACCCUCUGUACAUGGCGUCUGUCCCUGAAGAUCUCGCAUUUGGUUCAAUGAUUACACUUAAGAAUCACCGGGCAGGCGGAGCCUUACUGCACUCGCAUCACCAUCUCUACCCAAAAGAGCAUGCUCCAGAACAGCAACAGGUCACAGGUUACUCGCAUAAAGACGACAACAACAAGUUCCUGAUAAAGAAAGCUUAUGAAGACUAUGAUGCCAAUGAACCCGUCGAGUUUGUCAAGAAUGGGGAUUGGAUCAGACUGGAACAUGCUGCAACCAAACGGAAUAUCCACAGCCACAAUGAGAAGGCCCCUCUCACAAAACACCACAUGCAAGUGACAGCUUACGGAGAGGAAGGUAAAGGUGACGCUAAUGAUUUCUGGCGUGUGGAGAUAGUCAGUGGGUCACCGGAUAAUCAUGUCAAGACAGUCCGGACUAUUUUCAGACUUAUUCACGUCAACUUGGACUGUGCACUUCACAUGGGAUCCAAGACACUACCGAAAUGGGGCUGGGAGCAACUGGAGGUUACAUGCAACCCUGUUCAACACGAGCUGGGUAACAUGUGGAACGUGGAAGGCCAUGAUAACGACCGAAUCCCCAAGGCAAGUCCUGAGUUGUUCAAACCGUCCUUUUUCGCCAGCGUCUACGAGUCGCACAUCGUAAUGGCACAGACCAACUCGGGAUUCAAGCCCAAAGAAGGCGAGGUUACUUCGCUGCCUUGGCAGUGGCCAAUCAACUAUCGGGGACAAGUUUUUUCGGGUGCGGACCACCGGGUCUAUCUCCUUGGGAACCCUGUGGUGUGGUGGUUUGUACUAGCUGUGAUGGCGUUGUUCGCCGCACUCUAUGGUUUCCAUGCUGUACGCGUGCAGAGGGGAUACAAGGACCCCCCUGCUGAAGUCGCCCGUCGUAAGCGUAUGGAGUCUGUGGUCGGUUGGUUGCUUCUCGCAUGGGCGCUCCAUUAUUUCCCAUUCUACGCCAUGGGCCGCGUCUUAUACUUCCAUCAUUAUUUCCCGGCCUAUCUAUUCACAGCUAUGCUUGCUGGUGUGGUUUGCGAGUACUGUUGCGAGAGUUUUUCGUCCUUGCCUCAGCUAAGAAAAUGGAAAAGCGCGAUCUACGUCACAUCCGUUAGUCUCAUCAUCUCCAUGUGUGUUAUCAGUUUCUAUCUGUUCCGUGGCCUUACAUAUGGCAUGUCCGGUCCAAUGGCCCAUAGUCCGAAUGCGACUGCUGCUGUUUACAAAUGGAUGGACUCCUGGGAGGUGUGAAACUCUACAGCAAUAUCCUCACAAUACGACAAGAGAAGCUGAUCAACCUUAUAUGGUUUUGCACCAUAAAGCUCUAGUCGAAUAUGGCACCUAUCCAUUAUGGCGCCCACUUGACUCACUUGACAACGUGACUCACCAACGCAUCUGGUUUAUAUGUAAAAUACUCAUCUCGCACUCAAAUGACAUUCAAUGAUACUAGUAUGGAAAAGUGUCUAAAACAAAUAUAAAAUGUUCAGGUAAAUACUAUUGAUCGUAAUGGAUCAAUCUCAUAUGGUACCUCACCGACACAAAGACACAUAACACAGGAAGGCCAGACUCGUGUCAGAGUAACUAAUUUGCCUCAUAAUUAAGUACACUCAAAGCAUACGUGGCGUAACCAAUACCUUGGUUAUUGGUGGGUUCAUGUAAUAAAUAUUUACAGAGAAUUGUAACCAUAAAAAGAAAAGUUAGGGUAAUUUAUAUAAAUUGUUGCAAUAACGCUUUUAUAGUACAGCUAUAGUAUAACUAUGUAACUAUAGUUCAGAGAAACAGGUUCAUAGACAAAUGCUAACAAUAAAUAGAAAAGGUCAUACAAAUAAAUUGUUAGUCAACUUUAA
Messenger RNA from Nematostella vectensis (starlet sea anemone), 3188 nucleotides. RefSeq names its product protein O-mannosyl-transferase 2. The record is from RefSeq and is a predicted model, not a curated record. Gene Ontology annotation, molecular function: dolichyl-phosphate-mannose-protein mannosyltransferase activity. Gene Ontology annotation, cellular component: membrane; endoplasmic reticulum. NCBI's taxonomy places the organism in Eukaryota, Metazoa, Cnidaria, Anthozoa, Actiniaria, Edwardsiidae. Gene Ontology annotation, biological process: protein O-linked glycosylation via mannose. The coding region runs from base 196 to 2592 and encodes 798 amino acids. The transcript has 21 exons.